AUGGCCUCCCUUAAUCAACCAUCACACAGAAGCAUCUUCUUCUCCACUUGUCUUCAUUCUCUCUCCCAAACACCUCACAGGCUUAGAAAGAGAGUGUUAGCAACAUGGACACCAGACCAAGAACUCAACAAAGUGAGGCUAAGAUCUGGUGCAGACAUGAAAAGAAAGCUCACGUGGUAUGAUUUAAUGGCUCUUGGUGUUGGAGGAAUGCUUGGUGUUGGAGUGUUUGUCACAACCGGUCCGGUUGCCCGGAAUAACUCUGGUCCUGCAGUUUUCAUUUCAUAUAUCAUUGCUGGUAUUUCUGCUCUCCUUUCUUCUUUGUGCUACACUGAAUUUGCCAUCGAGAUUCCGGUAGCUGGAGGUGCCUUCAGCUAUCUAAGAGUGACCUUUGGUGAGUUUGUGGGUUAUUUUGCUGGGGCAAACAUACUAAUGGAGUAUGUACUAUCAAACGCUGCUGUUGCAAGAAGUUUCACGGAGUAUCUGUGCUGUGCCUUCGGAGGGAACGAUCCGAACUCAUGGAGAGUUGAAGUAGAUGGAUUAGGGGAGGGUUACAACAUGUUGGACUUCCCAGCUGUUGCAUUAAUAUUUCUUCUCACUCUUUGUUUGUGUCACAGUACCAAGGAGAGCUCUACAAUGAACCUUAUAAUGACAGUCUUCCAUGUGAUUUUCUUUGGGUUCAUUAUAAUUUCUGGUUUCUACAAUGGAAGUUCAAAAAACUUAGUAAAACCCGGAGGCCUAGCUCCUUAUGGUGUUAAAGGUGUCCUUGAUGGAGCAGCCAUAGUUUAUUUUAGCUAUAUAGGGUAUGACUCAAUUUCAACCAUGGCAGAAGAGAUAAAAAACCCUUCAAAGAGCCUCCCGGUGGGCAUCGUUGGAUCGGUUCUCAUCGUCUCUGCACUUUAUUGCUUCAUGGCCUUGUCUUUGUGUGCCAUGGUACCUUAUAACGAGAUAUCGAAAAGAGCAUCAUUUUCGAUUGCUUUCCAAAACAUGGGGUGGAAAUGGGCAAGCAACGUUGUCGGCGCCGGUGCAAGCCUGGGAAUUGUGGCUUCUCUCCUGGUUGCCAUGCUUGGCCAAGCUAGGUAUCUUUGUGUUAUUGGGAGGGCUCGGCUUGUGCCAUCAUGGUUUGCCAAGGUGCAUCCUUCAACAGGCACUCCUUUGAAUGCAACUCUCUUCUUGGGGGUUUGCCAAGCUUCAAUUGCACUGUUCACCGAGCUGGAGAUUGUGAUACAGAUGAUAUCUAUAGGCACACUGCUGGUGUUCUACCUAGUGGCCAAUGCUCUUAUAUAUCGUCGAUAUGUGAUCACUAGUAACAACCCUCCAUUCCAGACUCUACUAUUUCUCUCCCUCCUCUCAUGUAGCUCAAUUGGCUUCUCAUUAUCAUGGAAGCUCAAGCAACAAUGGUGGGGCCUAACUUUAUUUGGUGCUUCCAUUGUCAUCAUCACUGCUUUCUUCCACUACACAGUCCCUUGCCUCCGAAAAUCUUCCGAUUGGUCGGUGCCAUUCAUGCCAUGGCCGGCGGCAAUAUCCAUCUUCCUUAAUGUUUUCCUCAUGACAACAUUAAAGAAACUUUCAUACCUACGGUUUGGUAUAUGGGCAUGUAUAACAACUUUGUUCUAUGUACUUUAUGGAGUUCACUCCACAUAUAAAGCAGAAGAAAUGGAGCUGGUUGUUGAUGAUGGGGUUUGCCAAGCUUCAAUUGCACUGUUCACCGAGCUGGAGAUUGUGAUACAGAUGAUAUCUAUAGGCACACUGCUGGUGUUCUACCUAGUGGCCAAUGCUCUUAUAUAUCGUCGAUAUGUGAUCACUAGUAACAACCCUCCAUUCCAGACUCUACUAUUUCUCUCCCUCCUCUCAUGUAGCUCAAUUGGCUUCUCAUUAUCAUGGAAGCUCAAGCAACAAUGGUGGGGCCUAACUUUAUUUGGUGCUUCCAUUGUCAUCAUCACUGCUUUCUUCCACUACACAGUCCCUUGCCUCCGAAAAUCUUCCGAUUGGUCGGUGCCAUUCAUGCCAUGGCCGGCGGCAAUAUCCAUCUUCCUUAAUGUUUUCCUCAUGACAACAUUAAAGAAACUUUCAUACCUACGGUUUGGUAUAUGGGCAUGUAUAACAACUUUGUUCUAUGUACUUUAUGGAGUUCACUCCACAUAUAAAGCAGAAGAAAUGGAGCUGGUUGUUGAUGAUGGUGUGAACAUAAACUCAUCCACCCAACAAGCUAAUAAGCUUGAUAUUCAAGUGCUGUAA
This is a messenger RNA of Ilex paraguariensis (yerba mate), 2235 nucleotides long. Lineage: Eukaryota; Viridiplantae; Streptophyta; Magnoliopsida; Aquifoliales; Aquifoliaceae. The record is from the annotation of a GenBank genome assembly.